AUGUCGAACAUGGAAAACUUGCUGAUGGACAGUGGUUCAUCGUCAGGAGAAUCCGAUGGCGAAGUCGACGUCCCAACCGGUCUUCCAGCUGCCACGGUUGCUGGCUCUGCACCAAAACCGGCUCAUGCGGUCGCCUCAAAUGCAACAGCCCCAAGUAUUGCGGAAGAUCAGAUGAAGGCACGGUUGAAGAAUCUAUAUCAAACUCAAAACAAUAGACCAGCUCAAACGUCAGCAUCGCAGCCUCCACCAUCUUCUACGACUUCUAGUAGGCCUGGAGUGCCGAUGAACCCGCGUCCGGGAAUGUCACAUCCAACAAGCGUUCCUCCAUCUUCACGCCCACAAUCCCAUGCGCCUUCGCAACAGCUAAAACAAGCAAUACCGUCAUCGCAACCUCGAAUGAAUAUCAGCAGACAACAACAGCCGCGACCGCAACAACCGAUGCAGCCAGUUCAUUCCCCACUUCCUUCACGUCCCGGACAGUAUAGUCAAAGUAGCCAUAGCAGUCACACCACGCAUCGCAAUCAUAGCACGCAUCCCAGCCAAUCCUCCCAAGCUCAUUCAAUAUCUCAACCAAGGCCAUCCCAUUCCGAUGUGCGCGAUCCUUUUGCCCCCACACCCUUGUCCAAAAUACAACCGCGUGAACAGCAAACAUUAGGUCGCAUGCCAUCCAGCAGUUCAAGACCAUCGUCUUCUAUUCCUGGAUCGUAUUCGGGCUCUCAAAGUGGUGGUCGGUCGUCGCAAAUGUACUCUUCCGGUUCCGGUUCUAGAGCGGACCCCACCCUAGCAGCACGCGAACAAGAAGUUCGACGCCAAAAAGAAAGGUUUCUUAUUUUCACACGAGUGCUCAUCAAAUAUCUAGAACAAAAGGACCCAAAUAUGCAUCGACAAGCAAAGGUCAUUAUAAAGGAUUGCGCAGAGCGAAACAAGAAGCAAGAGCCGGGAUAUCAAUCUGUUACAGCUUCCAUGAAGACGCGCCUGAAAGAACUCGUCGGAGAAAGCUAUUGGAGAAGAGCGGAAGUUUAUCUUAAGCAUUACCUGGAUCAACAGAAGAACAAAGCUGGGGCGCAGGGAUCAUCGUCUUCGUCGUCAACUCACGCCUUAACACAACAACAAUUGGAACGCAAGAAGUUACAGCAACAAGAGCAAAGGCAACGCUCAGCACAAAUGCAGGCUAAACAGCGUGCAACCCAAGCUCAUCACCAUCAACAGCAGCCACAGCCACAGAAUUUGGCUAUGUUGCAACAAGAGGUCUCAAAUCGAAGAAGCGAAAUUGCUCGUGUUGGUGGCGUCGGAACACCAACAACUACCAAUGUAGUUGCUGCCAAAGGAACGGUUGCUCAACAAAAGAAACCGACAGUUUCUAAAGGGAAAGAACGUACUGUAACACCGACUUCACGCAAGCCUGGUACUCCCGUGAUGGGUGGACCCGCAAGAAACACAGAAGAGCCUCCCCAAGAGUAUUUGGAACUGAUGCAAGCUGUAGACCACGCUGUUACGUUCGAUUCCAAAGCAGUUGGUCAGCUUAUCAAAUCCAACAAUGCCGAUUUGCAGGUUAAUGAAGAACAAAAAAAGCUUUUGUAUUCCGAAAUCAAACCAAAACCCUCUCCUCAUAAGAAGGCUGGGCCGCGGUCUGGUUGGGAUAGAACAAACGUUUUUUCCGCUCGUGCUGCAUGGGCUCGAGUGAGGUUGCCAGAACGCAAGAGGUCUGCUAAAGUUCCAGUCGUGGGAGGUGGUCUUUUGACACUGCCUACUACAAGUCCAUACACAAAGGAUAAUUCAAUGACCUGGACUAACGAAGAGAAAGCAGAACAAGACAUAGUCUUGGCGAUUCUUUCGGAAGGUUGUCAGCAGUACCUUAAAAGCAUCUUGCAAAAGGCGGUACACUGCGCCCGUCAAAGACAGAACGUGGAUGGUGUCCGUCUGUGGCAUCAGCAACACAAGGCUGCAAUCCAAGGAAAAGCACCAGCACUUUCUUUGAGAUUCGGUUGUGAUAUCUCGCGGCAGGUUGCUCAAACAGCCGGAAGUGCUACACUAACAUGCAAAAGACUGGAAGAAACUUUAGAACGUCAAACUGACAUCCGUGCUAGUGCUAGAAUCCUGAGGGACGAAACGCUGAAGGAAGCAACUGGUAUGGGGGAUCUAUCGUUACGUCCACAGUUGCCCAAAGGCGUUGAGGUUGCUGACCGUAGUGCUCGGAGGUCUUACGAGCUGUACGGCGGGAAGCACUCCUCGGAACCACCCUUGGGACGCAUUCCGAAAAAAGCCAAGGUUGAAAAAAUUGAUCUCAUUCAUGGGUCGAGCAUAGGAGAGAACAUAGGACGACACCGAGCAGUAACGUCAUCGGGGUCGACUUACUACUAA
This is a messenger RNA of Cylindrotheca closterium, 2361 nucleotides long. The record is from the annotation of a GenBank genome assembly. Lineage: Eukaryota; Bacillariophyta; Bacillariophyceae; Bacillariales; Bacillariaceae.